This is a messenger RNA of Entrophospora candida, 343 nucleotides long. Lineage: Eukaryota; Fungi; Glomeromycota; Glomeromycetes; Entrophosporales; Entrophosporaceae. The record is from the annotation of a GenBank genome assembly.
CUAUUUAACCAAAGCGGAAGUUGGAGUAUGUAUGCUUUAUCUGAGUAAUAUGUUCAAACUCAAUGAUCUUUGUUUCGAUCCUACGAAAAGAGAUGACUAUCUACCGAUUAUGCUUAAACAUUAUGACUCCGCACGGUGGUUAUUCUUUUGGAUAUUUUAUUCACAUGAUAGACGUGGCAACGACAAGAAGAUCACUGGGAUUGAGUCAGCUGAUUAUAUUCAAUUUAUGACAAAUAACAAAAGUCGGUUUGCUCGUGAAAUAUGGGAGUAUGAGUACGUUAGACAAAUACAAUAUCAAAACAUAGAUUUAUUUAACAUUGUAACAGAAUAUGAAAUGAUUUAG